Acytostelium subglobosum LB1 is the source of this 2079-nucleotide messenger RNA. RefSeq lists its product as hypothetical. The record is from RefSeq and is a predicted model, not a curated record. Bases 1 to 2079 code for a protein of 692 amino acids. Gene Ontology annotation, biological process: regulation of DNA-templated transcription. NCBI's taxonomy places the organism in Eukaryota, Evosea, Eumycetozoa, Acytosteliales, Acytosteliaceae. The transcript has 2 exons. Gene Ontology annotation, molecular function: DNA-binding transcription factor activity; sequence-specific DNA binding.
AUGACAUUGACUACGACAUCAUCAUCGACCACCAGUAGUUCACAACGAAGUAUGCCAUCAAGUCCAAACAGACAUCACCCCUAUAGUCAACAACAACAUAGUAAUAGUAGCAAUAACAAACACAAUGGCAACGGCAGUGGCAAUGGCAAUGGCAAUGGCAGUGGCAAUGGAAAGCAUGGCAACAACAAGAAGGCCAAUGGCAAGUCAAGCCUCAAAUCAUCACUUCACACCAACUCAUUCAUUGAGUCAUUAAACAGUUCAUCAUCAUCAACAUUGGACAAUGUCAACGACAACAACAACAAUACUAAUAUUGGAAAAAGAGAUUACCGAAGGGAGGAUCAUGAGUUACCGGAUUGGUCAUCAACAUUGGACAAGCUAUGGCCAACCGCAGUGUCAACGGUCAGGAGAUCACAACAGAAGUCAUCAUCACAUGACCUGACGCAUCGAACCGAGUCUGAUUCACCAAUGGACACAUUGCUCGAUGCAGUGUCCACAACUACGACAACAACAUCAACCAUUGCAUCGUCAUCAUCAUCUUCUGGAGCAUCAUCAAAGAAUGGCACAAUCAUUCCUGGAAUGGAGGAAUUGGAUACAAUGCUACUGCCUGCACUCAAUGGAGGAGGAGGAAAGUCCUCAGUGGGCGGCUCACAGUUUGAGAGACUACCGCCAUUCUACAGUCACUCCUCCAAGCCAAUACCUAUACAUUCAAUCCCUCUGUUGCAUUCGCCAAUGUCUCCUCAAUCACCUCCAUCAACACUCUUUACAAGUGGCAGUGUAUCACCAUCAAGAUCGUCGGCGUCGUCUUGCUCAUCCACUCCGACCUCGUCAUCACCAUCACUGCACACACUCAAGGAUACACCCCCUUCACUCCCCAGACUGUCCACGUCUUCCUCGGCCAGUGGCGCCACCUCGCCCCACUCCACAUCGUCGUUCAAGCCAUCAAUGCCAUCCGUUGGCACGUCCUCUUUGCCAUUGUACAUAAGACCUAGCACAGGCGUAAAGCCAACCCUGCAAAUCCAGACACCAUCCAAGCCCAUUGAGAAGCCCAAAGCCACGACAAGUUCGUCGACCACCUCAAGUCCAUCAGUGACUGCGACAGCAUCAGCAGCAGCGGCAACUGGAAGCAGUAGUAGUGGUAUUAGUGAUGGAGUACAUGGAAACAGCAAGAAGUCAUCCCAGUAUCACUGUACAAUCUCAUCGGAUGGAUAUCAAUGGCGAAAGUAUGGUCAGAAGAAUGUGAAGGGCACGUCAUUCCCCAGGAGCUACUACAAGUGUACAUAUCCUGGAUGCAAGGUCAAGAAGCAAUUGGAGAAGCGAGCUGAUAGUGACGAGUUCCACAUCCAAUACAAAGGAGAGCACACUCAUGGCUCACCUCUUACCACAAGAGUCAAUGUCAACGAUCAGGACUCAUUCAAGAACUCUGUCAUAUCUGAAGGUGUUGUCACAUCAACAUCGACAACCUCGACGACAACGACAAAGACCACUACUAGUACGACAUCAACUUCUUCAUCUACCAAUGAUAUAAUCAUCAAGCAGGAAGUACAGCCACAUUCAAAGGGCACAGACAACACGACUGUACAGAACAACAACAAUAGCAACAACAGCAAUCAAUCACAACAACAAACAAUGCACCCAUCACCUUCGACAAAAUCACAUCCGAAGCUGGUCAUCGAGACAUCAUCGUUGGUCGACUAUAUGGACGACGGAUUCACCUGGAGGAAGUACGGCCAGAAGGCAGUCAAGGGCAGUCCUUUCCCCAAGAGCUAUUUCAAAUGUUCCGAACGAGGCUGCAAUGUCAAGCGACAAGUGGUGCAGCAAGGCGACACUAAGUUUAUCAACACCUACAGCGGGCGACAUACACAUGAUCCCCCUCCUCCUGCUCCCAUCAAGGGUGAGGGCGAGCACAAGAAGCGCAGGAGAAAGGAGAAGGUAGACCUUCCUGUCGAGCAUGUCCAGGACCAAGAUAAGCCAAUGAUCGAGAGUACAUGCGAUGCCUAUCCCAAUGAUCAUGGCGAUGCUUCUCCAGAGGUAAUUGAUGAUAACCAAGCUUGUCACAUCGAUAAUGACAACAGCCAAUAA